Molecule: messenger RNA, 1082 nt
Organism: Mangifera indica (mango)
Lineage: Eukaryota; Viridiplantae; Streptophyta; Magnoliopsida; Sapindales; Anacardiaceae
Product: probable calcium-binding protein CML23
Exons: 2
Coding region: 80-541 (153 amino acids)
Molecular function (GO): calcium ion binding
Source: RefSeq, a predicted model, not a curated record
CUUAAACUCUACCAAUCCGAAAACGAAAAACAAUAAACUUUGCAAGUUUUAAAACUAAAUUUUCUCUUCCGUUUGAGAAAUGGCGAGAAGUAAAGAUGCGACUUCUUUCGGUUCUUUGGAAGAAGCUCGCAAAGUGUUCAACAAAUUCGACAAGAACGGCGACGGAAAGAUAUCCGCCGAUGAACUAAAGGACAUCAUCAGCGCGCUCAGCUCCAAGACUUCGCCAGAGGAGGUGGAACGUGUAAUGCAAGAGAUUGAUAAAGAUGGUGAUGGCUACAUUGACUUUGACGAGUUCGUUGAGUUUCAUAUGGGCGGCGCAUCGUCCAGCGGUGACGGUUCGAAGGAGUUGAAGGACGCUUUUGAUCUAUUUGAUGUUGACAAGAACGGAUUGAUAUCAGUACAGGAGUUACAUUCGGUGUUGAGGAAACUUGGAGAGAAGUGUUCGCUGAAUGAUUGCAAUAAGAUGAUCAAACAGGUCGAUGCCGACGGUGAUGGCCAUGUCAACUUUGAGGAGUUUAAGAAGAUGAUGACUCGCGCCUAAUAGCCAAAAGGAAAUGUGGACAUAAAUGCAAACGAUGAUGUCAACGCGGUAUUUGUUUGCUUGGCUCUAAUAAUUUCUAAUCUUGACCUUGAAUCUCAUCUCUUUAUUAUUCCUAAUUUAAAAUAUUAAAUAAUUCAAUUAGUUAAAUUGCUUCUUGAGCAGUGUUAUCUCUUUUGGUAUAUAAAUUUUUACAUAUAUAGGUGCAUUUUCAUGUUAUUAAAUUUUAUUUUAUUAUUAAUUUAAAAUCAUCUAAUCAUCUUAUGAUAUAUUCAUGUGUAUAUAUAUUUAUAUAUAAAAAAUAUAUACACAUAAUUUGUUAUUGAUUCUUUAAUGCAAACAUCUCCUAUUGGAGCAGUUAGAAAUAAAUUUUAAUAUUUAACUUUAAUUUGCAUUGCUUGGUUCUCUGUCAUCUUUCCUGGUCUUCUAUGGUGCACAAUUCUUAAUUGAUGGAGAAGAUUUCUUGAGCUUCUAGAUACAAGCUAAGUUGUCAACAACAAUCUCAAAUGUUCUAAUUGUUUCAGUGGUUGGAAUUGAUGUCGUA